AUGUUCGCCAAAAUUUUCGCCCUCGCCGUCUGCCUCUUCGGCCUGGCCCAUGCUGGAGCUCUCUACGCUCCUGCUACCUCCUAUGUCUCUAGAAUAGACAACAACGGCGCCUGGAACGGCAUCAAUGGUGCCUGGAACGGCCUCGGAGGUGCCUGGAAUGGCGUCAACGGUGCCUGGAACGGCGUCAACGGUGCCUGGAACGGCGUCAACGGUGCCUGGAACGGCGUCAACGGUGCCUGGAACGGUGUCAACGGCGGCUGGAACCGUGUCAACGGUGCCUGGAACGGUGCCUGGAAUGGCGUCAACGGUGCCUGGAACGGUGUCAAUGGUGGAUACAGCUACGGCGCCCUCAACAGAUGGUAA
This is a messenger RNA of Arctia plantaginis, 363 nucleotides long. Lineage: Eukaryota; Metazoa; Arthropoda; Insecta; Lepidoptera; Erebidae. The record is from the annotation of a GenBank genome assembly.